UAUCAGAGCAAAGCUUUUGAUCUACAGGUGUGUGGGUUAUGUCAAAAUCAAGAUGAAUUUUAAAGUUCACAUCACUGUGCUCUUUUUUUGCUUCUCUGCUUUUGCCAAGGAAGGCACAGGAAGAUAUAAAGGACUAAAUAGAACUGGACAAUUACCAAGCUACCCGGUUUGUGUUCAUUAUAUCCUCAAACCAAUGUGUAUUUUGUAUUAUCGCCCUGUCUGUGGCAGUGACGGGACAACCUACCGGAACAAGUGCGAGCUCUGCAGUUACUGCAGAGAACAUGACAAGAAUAUAAAGAUUGUAAAGGAAGGAGCAUGUUAAAGAUUGAGGAUAUCACCAUCUGUCUUGUCUUGCACGCCCUGGAAUCCUUAAGGCUUAUUAAUAUGUAAUUCUGCAGUGGUGCCAAGGGGCUGACUAGAUUUCCUCUUGAGGUUCCUACAUUCUCAUGACUAUG
This is a messenger RNA of Malaclemys terrapin pileata, 455 nucleotides long. Its product is annotated as trypsin inhibitor ClTI-1-like. The transcript has 4 exons. Gene Ontology annotation, molecular function: protein binding. NCBI's taxonomy places the organism in Eukaryota, Metazoa, Chordata, Testudines, Emydidae. The coding region runs from base 53 to 322 and encodes 89 amino acids. The record is from RefSeq and is a predicted model, not a curated record.